AGUGCAGCGGCAGCAAAAGCAAAUAAAAAUGGUUAUCCCACGCUCACAUGCGCCACCACCAAUCCACCACCAUAUCCCUAUCUUCUUCCCCUGCAACCAAACCCGUGCCGUGCCGUGCAGUGAUCCUUCCUCCGAGGCACAGGCACAGGGCACCCCCACCGAUCGAUCCAAUGGCAUGGCGGGCGCCAUCCUCUUCACAUGAUCUCACUGUCACACACUUCGAGCUGCUGACUGACCAGCUACAGCUAGCUGUGUGAGCCCCGGGCUCUGCUACAGGCCGAGAAGCCUGCCGUCCUGUGAUCCCCCUGCUGCACAUGCCUCUCUGUUAGCGCUUGAGCUUGACUCUUGUCUUCCUCGCUCGCCUUCUUCUCCCUCUCACAUACUCGCAUGGCAACAAUGGCAGCGCGUCGUCUUCAUCCCCGGUCGUCCUCGUCCAAGAGACAGCAGCUCACCGUUGCCAUUCUCCUCCUCUUCUUCCAGACCUUGUGCUGCAACGCAGAGGCAGUGGGUUACAGCGAGCAGGAGGGCGACCGGGUGCGGCUCCUCCCCGGGCAGCCGGCGAACCCGCCGGUGUCGCAGUUCGCCGGGUACGUCACCGUGAACGAGCGCAACGGGAGGGCGCUCUUCUACUGGUUCUUUGAGGCCCAGACGUCGCCGGAGAAGAAGCCACUCCUGCUCUGGCUCAAUGGAGGACCUGGUUGCUCAUCAGUUGGAUAUGGUGCUGCUUCAGAGUUGGGGCCUCUCAGGGUCACUAGCCACGGGGCAGGGCUGGAGUUCAACAAGUUUGCGUGGAACAGAGAGGCCAACUUGCUCUUCUUGGAGUCUCCUGUUGGGGUUGGUUUUUCCUACACCAACACAUUCUCUGACCUAGCCAAACUGGAUGACACCUUCGUAGCUGAGGAUGCAUACAACUUCCUGGUAAAUUGGUUCAAGAGGUUUCCACAGUUCAAGGGCCGCGAAUUUUAUAUCUCUGGGGAGAGCUAUGCAGGUCACUAUGUUCCACAACUUGCUGAACUUGUCUAUGAUAGGAACAAAGACAAGGCCAGCACAUAUAUCAACCUUAAAGGUUUCAUGGUUGGUAAUCCACUAACUGAUGAUUACUACGACUCAAAGGGGCUGGCUGAAUAUGCUUGGAGUCACUCAGUAGUGUCAGAUGAAGUUUACGAACGCAUCAAGAAGGUGUGCGACUUCAGGAUCUCAAACUGGACCGAUGAUUGUGAUAAAGCCAUGAGCACCGUCUUCAGCCAGUACCACGAAAUCGACAUUUACAACAUCUAUGCACCCAGAUGCAACCUUCCUCAGUCAUCAGCAGCAGUUGCUGGUGAUCAAGAACUCGCAGUUAACGAUCAGGAACAUUUCAGGAGGAGGAUAAGGAUGUUUUCGGGAUAUGACGCAUGCUAUUCUUCAUAUGCAGAGAAGUACUUCAAUAAGGCAGAUGUGCAGAGAGCAUUCCAUGCAAAUGUCACUGGAACUCGAAAAUGGCAAGUUUGCAGUGACUCAAUUUUAAGGUCAUACAAUUUUUCGGUACUUUCCAUCUUACCAAUCUACUCUAAGCUCAUCAAAGCAGGAUUGAGAGUCUGGCUCUACAGUGGAGAUGCAGAUGGUAGGGUCCCAGUGAUCGGAUCGCGGUAUUGUGUGGAAGCCCUGGGCCUGCCUAUCAAGACACAGUGGCAACCUUGGUACCUAAACAAACAGGUUGCCGGAAGAUUUGUGGAGUACCACGGCAUGACGAUGGUGACAAUCAGAGGAGCUGGCCAUUUGGUGCCCCUCAACAAACCAGCAGAAGGGCUUGCCCUUAUCGACACAUUCCUUCGGGGGAAACAGCUUCCUUCACAAAGAUGACAAGAAUGUUUAGUGUUGCCAUGGGGGUUAUUUUUUCCAAAAACAAUUUGUGAAGGAUUGGACGACCUAAGCGUGGAGGUGGAGAGAAAUAGCUUUGAAAGAAGGGCUAGUUUUGACUGGAAGUUGAUAUUCCUAUUGAACAUUGAAUCUUCUAGCUACAUUUUGCAUCUGCGGAUGCCUUGUUUGGAAGUUUUCGGUUGACCAGAACAUUGCAAUUCUCAUUUUGGAUA
Molecule: messenger RNA, 2072 nt
Organism: Setaria italica (foxtail millet)
Lineage: Eukaryota; Viridiplantae; Streptophyta; Magnoliopsida; Poales; Poaceae
Product: serine carboxypeptidase-like 26
Exons: 10
Coding region: 388-1842 (484 amino acids)
Biological process (GO): proteolysis
Cellular component (GO): vacuole
Molecular function (GO): serine-type carboxypeptidase activity
Source: RefSeq, a predicted model, not a curated record